AUGCUCUUGUCGGUUGUUGUCACCGGCCAUGAACCCGGACUUGUGCAGCUGGUGAAUUACUACAGGGGAGCAGACAAGCUGUGCCGCAAAGCAUCUCUGGUGAAGCUAAUCAAGACAAGCCCUGAACUAUCGGAGUCCUGCACGUGGUUCCCUGAGUCGUACGUGAUUUACCCAACAAACUUGAAGACCCCUGUGGCUCCAGCACAGAAUGGAAUUCACCAUCUCAUAAACAACACAAGGACAGAUGAGCGGGAGGUCUUCCUGGCAGCUUACAACAGGCGGCGGGAAGGCAAAGAAGGCAACGUCUGGAUCGCCAAGUCCUCAGCUGGUGCCAAAGGGGAAGGGAUCCUGAUUUCUUCAGAGGCUGCAGAGCUCCUGGACUUCAUCGAUGAGCAGGGACAAGUGCACGUGAUUCAGAAAUACCUGGAGAAGCCUCUGCUUUUAGAGCCAGGGCAUCGCAAGUUUGACAUCAGGAGCUGGGUUCUCGUGGAUCAUCAAUAUAAUAUCUACCUCUACAGAGAGGGUGUCCUGCGGACCUCUUCCGAACCAUAUAACAGUGCUAAUUUCCAGGACAAAACCUGCCACUUGACCAAUCACUGCAUUCAGAAGGAAUAUUCCAAAAACUACGGGCGGUAUGAGGAAGGGAAUGAAAUGUUCUUUGAGGAGUUCAACCAGUAUCUGAUGGAUGCCCUGAACACAACGCUUGAGAAUAGCAUCUUACUGCAAAUCAAACACAUAAUAAGAAGCUGCCUUAUGUGUAUAGAGCCUGCGAUUAGCACGAAGCAUCUUCACUACCAGAGCUUCCAGCUCUUUGGCUUUGACUUCAUGGUGGAUGAGGAGCUGAAGGUCUGGCUGAUAGAAGUCAAUGGGGCCCCGGCGUGCGCCCAGAAGCUGUAUGCAGAGCUCUGCCAAGGAAUUGUGGAUGUAGCCAUCUCUAGCGUUUUCCCCCUCAGUGACACUGGGCAGAAGACAAGCCAGCCAUCAUCGAUCUUUAUCAAGCUGUGAUGACAACAGGACUGCCUCUGCUGUGC
Messenger RNA from Nipponia nippon (crested ibis), 1031 nucleotides. The record is from RefSeq and is a predicted model, not a curated record. NCBI's taxonomy places the organism in Eukaryota, Metazoa, Chordata, Aves, Pelecaniformes, Threskiornithidae.